GAGAUGAAAGAAUUGCUUGUAGGCAAAGCUCCAGCAUUUUGCCAACGAAAAUCUUACUUUCUGUUCAAUUAGUGAAGAAAAAAUGGCAGAAGCAAUUCUCUUCUGUGCCUUGGAAAGGAUUGGUGACUUGCUCAUUCAACAGGCAGAUUUCUUGGGGAAGGUCGGCGAUGAAGUUCAACUGUUGCAAACUGAACUGAGGAGGAUGCAGUGCUUCCUAAAAGAUGCGAGUGCACGACAAGAAGAAGACCAGAAAAUCCGGAGCUGGGUUGCGGAAAUCAGAGAUGUUGCAUAUGAUGCAGAGGAUGUAGUAGAAUCUUAUAUCCUCAAGGUUGUGUCUAGGAGGGGAAGAUCCAUCCAUACGAUCGGUAACAUGCUUGCUACUUGGGAGGUUGGAUCAGAGAUUGAAGAUAUCAAAGCCAAGAUCUCCAACCUCACCAGGAGUUUAGAAACUUAUGGGAUAAGGCCUAUAAGAGAAGGUGAUGAUUCGAGAUUUGCUUAUGAAGGUCGACAACAGCUGAGGCGAACUUAUUCUCACCUUGUUGAGGAUGAUGUGGUUGGAUUAGAAGACAAGACAAAAGAAUUGGUGACACUUUUGGUGAAAGAAGAGAGGUAUCAAGUUAUUUCUAUUUGUGGUAUGGGUGGUUUGGGGAAAACCACUCUUGCUAGGAAGGUCUACCAUCAAAGUGAAGUUAGGCGCCAUUUUGAUUCUUUUGCUUGGGCCUAUAUAUCUCAACAAUGCCAAGCAAGGGAUGUCUUCCAAGGGGUUUUAAUCAAUCUGACUUCCCCUACUAAAGAGGAGAAAGAGCGAAUUUUACAGCUGAGAGAGGAAGAACUGGUCAAGAAGUUAUAUCAAAUCCAAUGGGAGAAGAAAUGCUUGGUGAUACUUGAUGACCUUUGGACCAUGCAAGCUUGGAACAGUCUAAGACCCGCCUUCCCAAUUGGAAAAUCGAGAAGCAAAAUAUUGCUUACCACUCGCAACAAGGACGUGGCUACCUAUGUAGAUCCAAAAGCCCUUAUCCAUGAAGUUCAGUGUCUAACUGAAGAAAUGAGUUGGGAGCUGCUACAGAAGAAAGCAAUGUUACCAGGAGGACAUGGUAUAGACUUCACUUGGGAGAGGUUAGGGAUGAAAAUGGUCAGACACUGUGGGGGUUUGCCAGUGGCCAUAAUUGUGCUCGGAGGACUUUUGGCUACAAAACACACACUGAAAGACUGGGAGAUGGUAUACCGGAAUAUUAAUUCUUAUUUAAGAAGGGUAAAGGCCAUGAACAAGAAUUUGGAGGAGUAUCAGAGGUGCUAGCUUCAAGCUAUUAUGAUCUUCCAUACCAACUGAAACCGUGUUUCCUUUAUUUGGGUCAUUUUCCAGAGGAUUUUGAGAUACCCACCAAAAAAUUGAUGCGAAUGUGGGUGGCAGAAGGGAUAGUGUCAUCUGUGCAGGGGGAAACAGCAGAAGAUGUUGCAGAACGUUUUGUCGCCUCCAUGACCUUAUGCGAGACUUAUGCUUGUCAAAAGCAAAAGAGGAAAAUUUUCUGCAAGCUACUCAUCUUAGGCACAAAAAUGACCCAGUUGCAGCAUCUUCUUCCAUGGUGCCCAUAGUAACACCAAUGGCUAAAAUUCGCGGACUCGCCAUCUAUUUGGAUGAAGGUGUCAAUAGAUGUAUCUCCUCAGAAUAUGAAAAAUCUUCUCAUCUCCGCUCUCUUUUAUUUUUCUAUGCAAAAGAAGUUGGGAUGAUCAAUUGGGAGCAACUAAAGCCAGUGUUCAAUAACUUCAAGCUACUUAGAGUCCUGGAUCUAGAAGGGUUUAAGACAACAGAACAUUUACCCAAAGCAAUAGGGAAACUUGUUCACUUGAGAUACUUAAAUCUAAGGAAUACUAAAGUGAGAGUGUUGCCAUCAUCUAUAGGCAAUUUGGUGUGCCUGCAUAACCUAGAUUUAUCAUUUGACUUACUUGAUGGUCUGCAAAGAGGGGAAAUUCCAAAUGUGAUAUGGAAGAUGGAACAGUUAAGCCAUCUGUAUCUUCCUAAAAGCUUUACUAUAAAUGGUGCAGACAAGUUGUGAUUGGAUAGUUUGAACAACCUAAAGACUCUGAGAAACGUUGAUGCAAGAAAAUGUUGUAUAAAAGAUCUGGUCAAAUUGACGAAUCUCUCUAAAUUAGG
Messenger RNA from Vitis riparia (riverbank grape), 2152 nucleotides. RefSeq names its product putative disease resistance protein At1g50180. The record is from RefSeq and is a predicted model, not a curated record. The coding region runs from base 83 to 1297 and encodes 404 amino acids. The transcript is spliced from 2 exons. Gene Ontology annotation, biological process: defense response to other organism. Lineage: Eukaryota; Viridiplantae; Streptophyta; Magnoliopsida; Vitales; Vitaceae. Gene Ontology annotation, molecular function: ADP binding.